Molecule: messenger RNA, 2928 nt
Organism: Brassica napus (rape)
Lineage: Eukaryota; Viridiplantae; Streptophyta; Magnoliopsida; Brassicales; Brassicaceae
Product: protein Ycf2-like
Exons: 1
Coding region: 1139-2401 (420 amino acids)
Source: RefSeq, a predicted model, not a curated record
GGAAGAGCCGUUUUCAAGUAGUGUUCGAUCGAUUAUGUAUUAAUCAAUAUUCGAUUGAUUGGUCUGAGGUUAUUGAUAAAAAAGAUUUGUCUAAGUCACUUCGUUUCUUUUUGUCCAAGUUACUUCGUUUUUUGUCCAAGUUACUUCUCUUUUUGUCUAACUCACUUCCUUUUUUUCUUUGUGAGUUUCGAGAAUAUCCCCAUUCAUAGGUCUGAGAUCCACAUCUAUGAAUUGAAAGGUCCGAACGAUCAACCCUGCAAUCAGUUGUUAGAAUCAAUAGGUCUUCAAAUCGUUCAUUUUAAAAAAUUGAAACCCUUUUUAUUGGAUGAUCAUAAUACUUCUCAAAAAUCGAAAUUCUUGAUCAAUGGAGGAACAAUAUCACCAUUUUUGUUCAAUAAGAUACCAAAGUGGAUGAUUGACUCAUUCCAUACUAGAAAGAAUCGCAGGAAAUCUUUUGAUAACACGGAUUCCUAUUUCUCAAUCGUAUCCCACGAUCAAGACAAUUGCUGAAUCCCGUGAAACCAUUUCAGAGAAGUUCAUUGAUAUCUUCUUUUUCUAAAGCAAAUCGACUUCGAUUCUUGAAUAAUCCACAUCACUUCUGCUUCUAUUGUAACAAAAGAUUCCCUUUUUAUGUGGAAAAGGCCCGUCUCAAUAAUUCUGAUUUUACGUAUGGACAAUUCCUCACUAUCUUGUUCAUUCACAACAAAAUAUUUUCUUCGUGUGGUGGUAAAAAAAAACAUGCUUUUUUGGAGAGAGAUACUAUUUCACCUUCGUCAAUCGAGUCACAGGUAUCUAACAUAUUCAUAUCUAACGAUUUUCCACAAAGUGGUGACGAAAGGUAUAACUUGUACAAAUCUUUCCAUUUUCCAAUUCGAUCCGAUCCAUUAGUUCGUAGAGCUAUUUACUCGAUUGCAGACAUUUCUGGAACACCUCUAAUAGAGGGACAAAGAGUAAAUUUGGAAAGAACGUAUUGUCAAACUCUUUCAGAUAUGAAUCUAUCCGAUUCAGAAGAGAAGAGCUUGCAUCAGUAUCUCAAUUUCAAUUCAAACGUGGGUUUGAUUCACACUCCAUGUUCUGAGAAAUAUUUACAGAGGAAAAACGGAGUCUUUGCCUAAAAAAAUGCGUUGACAAAGGGCAGAUGGAUAGAACCUUUCAACGAGAUAGUGCUUUUUCAACUCUCUCAAAAUGGAAUCUAUUCCAAACAUAUAUGCCAUGGUUCUUUACUUCGACAGGGUACAAAUAUCUAAAUUUGAUAUUUUUAGAUAUUUUUUCAGACCUAUUGCGGAUACUAAGUAGCAGUCAAAAAUUUGUAUCCAUUUUUCAUGAUAUUAUGUAUGGAUUAGAUAUAUCAUGGCGAAUUCUUCAGAAAAAAUUGUGUCUUCCACAAAGGAAUCUGAUAAGUGAGAUUUCGAGUAAGUCUUUACAUAAUCUUCUUCUGUCCGAAGAAAUGAUUCAUCGAAAUAAUGAGUCAUCGUUGAUAUCGACACAUCUGAGAUCGCCAAAUGUUCGUGAGGUCCUCUAUUCAAUCCUUUUCCUUCUUCUUGUUGCUGGAUAUAUCGUUCGUACACAUCUUCUCUUUGUUUCCCGAGCCUAUAGUGAGUUACAGACAGAGUUCGAAAAGAUCAAAUCUUUGAUGAUUCCAUCAUACAUGAUUGAGUUGCGAAAACUUCUGGAUAGGUAUCCUACAUCUGAACAGAAUUCUUUCUGGUUAAAGAAUCUUUUUCUAGUUGCUCUGGAACAAUUAGGAGAUUGUCUAGAAGAAAUACGGGGUUCUGGCGGCAACAUGCUAUGGGGUGGUGAUCCCGCUUAUGGGGUCAAAUCAAUACGUUCUAAGAAGACAGAUUUGAAAAUAAACUUCAUCGAUAUCAUCGAUCUCAUAAGUAUCAUACCAAAUCCCAUCAAUCGAAUCACUUUUUCGAGAAAUACGAGACAUCUAAGUCAUACAAGUAAAGACAUCUAUUCAUUGAUAAGAAAAAGAAAAAACGUGAGCGGUGAUUGGAUUGAUGAUAAAAUAGAAUCCUGGGUCGCGAACAGUGAUUCGAUUGAUGAUAAAGAAAGAGAAUUCUUGGUUCAGUUCUCCACCUUAAGGGCAGAAAAAAGGAUUGAUCAAAUUCUAUUGAGUCUGACUCAUAGUGAUCAUUUAUCAAAGAAUGACUCUGGUUAUCAAAUGAUUGAACAACCGGGAACAAUUUACUUACGAUACUUAGUUGACAUUCAUAAAAAGUAUCUAAUGAAUUAUGAGUUCAAUACAUCCUGUUUAGCAGAAAGACGGAUAUUCCUUGCUCAUUAUCAGACAAUCACUUAUUCACAAACUUCGUGUGGGGCUAAUAGUUUUCAUUUCCCGUCUCAUGGAAAACCCUUUUCGCUCCGCUUAGCCCUAUCCCCUCUAGGAGUAUUUUAGUGAUAGGUUCUAUAGGAACCGGACGAUCCUAUUUGGUCAAAUACCUAGCGACAAACUCCUAUGUUCCUUUCAUUACAGUAUGUCUGAACAAGUUCCUGGAUAACAAGCCGAAAGGUUUUUUUCUUGAUGAUAUCGAUAUUGAUGAUAGUGACGAUAUUGAUGCUAGUAACGAUAUUGAUCGUGAACUUGAUACGGAGCUGGAGCUUCUAACUAUGAUGAAUGCGCUAACUAUGGAUAUGAUGUCGGAAAUAGACCGAUUUUAUAUCACCCUUCAAUUCGAAUUAGCAAAAGCAAUGUCUCCUUGCAUAAUAUGGAUUCCAAACAUUCAUGAUCUUGAUGUGAAUGAGUCGAAUUACUUAGCCCUCGGUCUCUUGGUGAACUCUCUCUCCAGGGAUUGUGAAAGAUGUUCGACUAGAAAUAGUCUUGUUAUUGCUUCGACUCAUAUUCCCCAAAAAGUGGAUCCCGCUCUAAUAGCCCCGAAUAAAUUAAAUACAUGCAUUAAAAUAAGAAGGCUUCUUAUUCCACAA